Messenger RNA from Rotaria sp. Silwood2, 330 nucleotides. Lineage: Eukaryota; Metazoa; Rotifera; Eurotatoria; Philodinida; Philodinidae. The record is from the annotation of a GenBank genome assembly.
AUGGGUUGUAGACAUUCAUCAUCACCACCUGAAUCACCAGUUAAAUUAGUACAAAAUGGAGGUCCAAUUAUAUUAAAAAGUAAAAUAUCAAUACAUCGUACACAAGUUAUUGAUCAACGAAUAUCAAACGGUAUCAAAACAUCUAGAUUAUCAAUAUGUUCAAAAAAAAUAUCUCGUUCAUUAUCUCCUUUAACAUUACCAUUUACAGCGUUAUCUCUUCAACAAACACUCAAUGGUGAUGGAAAACAUUUAAUUAAACGAUUUGAACUUGAUACACCAUGUCUUAUACUUGAUGUUUCACGAACACAUACUCUAUUAGUUGAUGNCUAA